Messenger RNA from Micropterus salmoides (largemouth bass), 7753 nucleotides. It is a transcript of the gene ccser2a, whose product is annotated as coiled-coil serine-rich protein 2a. The coding region runs from base 571 to 3678 and encodes 1035 amino acids. NCBI's taxonomy places the organism in Eukaryota, Metazoa, Chordata, Actinopteri, Centrarchiformes, Centrarchidae. Gene Ontology annotation, molecular function: microtubule binding. Gene Ontology annotation, cellular component: microtubule cytoskeleton. Gene Ontology annotation, biological process: microtubule bundle formation. The record is from RefSeq and is a predicted model, not a curated record. The transcript has 10 exons.
UGAGACCCAGGUGACAUCUAACGUUACACGCUCCGCCCAGCUGGAAGCGAGAGGACGAUGUCGGAAUGCCUCGGGAAGUCAGUCUGGACGGUACCGUGUGGUUGUUGCCUGCCGUGGUUAGUUUCUUUAUAAGACUACAUAUUGUUUUGUAUGAGGAUUUCACAUCACGGACAUGGCCGGGUUUUGUUUACGUUGUCCCGUCGCUUCACGGACCGUCUUUUCCCGUCGGUAAUGCUCGGUGUUAUCAGUUGGUCGGCGUUAACACGGUGACAGUUAUUAACUAACGGCUCCGUGGUACAGUAGUUUCGGGCUAUUUUUAACGUUAAAGUGGAAGUACUAUGGGCUAGGCAUCACUUCAUGAAUUAAUGUUAACGUUCAAAGUCUGUUUUAAACGGAAAGUGAAAGACUACGUUACCUCUACUUGGCCGCUCACUUUACAACAUGUUGUUAUUUACAAGACAACGAACAAGUGGGCUGUUUGCUGACCAAUCUUUGGGGCUGUAAAUAUGUUUUUAACGGUAUAAUUCAGUUGUGUGAUUCCAUGCUCCUACAUGCCCUUGUUGGCAUCUAAUGGAAGAAAAAGCACCCAUCAGGCCUGCCAUGGUAUCCAGAUUGCCUAAGUUUGGUGGACGCUCCUCGACUGGUGGCGCUAGCCCCUUGUCAAAUGGUUCCAUACAGCCAGCUACCGCUACCCAGGAUGUUAAGACAACUCCUCAAGGAACACACCCAAAUGGCAUAAUCCGUGCCUCUCCGUUUUCCCUGAAAUUGAAGAGAGAGGAGAGGACAACCACUUCUAGCCCCAUCACCCCCACCAGCCCUGGGGAUGGAGGUGAAGACAAGGCUCAGACACAGCUUCCCUCAUUGGCAAAGGAGGUAAAAAACUGCUCUCCAGCGACGCCCAAGAUGCGAAGAUCAGGUUCUUUGAUGGUAGCGGUCUCCAGUCCUAAGGCCAUCCCCAAGCAGUCCUUGAAGAUGAGUCCCAAAGUUGGAACCAAGCUAGGCCAAAGUCCACUGAACGGAGGUCCUAAAAUGGGCCACAAUGGCUCCAGCAUUCCUGCUCAAACAGGAUCAGAGUCUCGCCUUGUGCGGCCGAGGUUAGGAUCUAGCUCUCCCAGAAGCAGCUCUCAAGACAGCCUGUCCCAGUCUAGUGACAGCCUGAAGAACUUGGCACUGGACAACAUGGUGCGUUCAAACAGCUUCACUCAUUUUAAGCAGAUUCCCUCGCCCACCAGCCAGCCCAUGACACGGUCCUUCUCUUUUAACCGAGCUGUGGAGCUAGCUAAGCCCCUGACCAACACUCAGCUCCGGCCACCUCGGAGUAGUUUCCUUAAACCCCCUCAGCUUAGCAAUGGAAGAGUGGGUUUGGGUCUUGGAGGCCUGAAUAGCAGCCUUGGAGGCUCAGGAGGUCUGGGUGGAGGACUUCAGUACAGUAGAACUCCUCCGGCUGCCUCCUCUCUGCCCACCCUCUCGACCCCUUCAGCACCCACUACUCCCAGCUCUCUGAGGAAGCCUCUGCUGCCCAGUUGUGUGCUGACCAAGUCAUUGGGAAACGGUUUAGGCUACAGGCUGCCUCGAUCCAGGCAGGCCAAGCAGCAGAAGACUCUUUUUCCAGGUAGGGUCAAGGGGGAAAUCAGACCUUUGGUUGCCCCUGAAUGUGGAGGCCAUUUAGGAAAAGCAAUAGACUUUGAGCGCACUAGUGAGGCUGACAAAACAGACUCACGGAGUGAAAGUGAUGGAAGCUCUGGAGAUGCAAGAGGAAAAGGAGGAGGGAGUGAUGUGCUUAGGCAGAGCUCUGGCCAGGCAGCAGGCGAGACUCUGGAGGAUAUGUCCUUAUCUUCUGCCUCAUCUCUAGACAGAGUUGACAUUAGUGAAGAGUUUCUAGAUGACUUUGACAGUGUGGGAGAUGUGUUCAGUGAUGGGGACCUACCUGAUAACAGGAAAACUGGCAGCAGUACUCAAACCCGCCUGCACAGCUUUCUCAGUGAGACCCUUGACUGGGAGACUAUGGAUCUGACAGGACAUAAAGAAGAAAGCCCCAUGCAGGACUCCCAAGGACCACUGGUGUCUCCAGAGCGGUGUAAUGUCCUUCAAGCUUCUUCUGUGGAGCUGUCGCCUUCCAACAGCUCUGGUGGAACCUACAUGUGGGAUGAGGAUGUCCUUGAGCCCUUUGUUGGGCCUGGGACACAUCCAUGUGACAGCUAUGAUGACUCAGAGCUCAACAGCAUGGAUAUCCUGAACAACCUGGACCCUCCGGGAACCGGAGAGUUGGACGAUGAUGACCUCAUGCUAGAUAUGGACCUCCCAGAGGAUGGCUUGCAUGACACUGACAGGAUGUCCCACAUUGAGCGCUCAGAGAGGGCUGGUCGGCAGUGGCAGCGACGUAAACACCACCGCUGGAGUGGACCAGAUAACUUCCACAGUGAUAACAGGGCCCAUGUCUUCCAGCACUAUGAUGGUCUGAAGGCUUCAAGGAUCUCUUCACGGCCCGUCCCCACUGAAGACAGACAGCAUCGCUACAUGACGAUGCUGGAUGACCUCACACUCGAACACAUGACCCAAGACUGCAGCUCCCUCAAGAACCAGCUGCUCAGGCUCAAAACGUUACUGCAGCUUGAGGAUACAGACUCUGAAGCAGAUGUUCCUGAGGAGAUUGAAGAUAAUACCACUGCAUCACAGUUGGAGGAGCUGAUUAAGGAAGUGCAGGUGCUCAGAAAGGAGCUGAGGAGUCGAGACAAGACCAUUGCUCAGCUCACAUUACAGUGUCAACAGCUACAACAACAACAUCAGCGGAAAGAAAUGCCUGCUCAAGGACGGCAGUUCAGGUGUCAAUGCCACCACCAGAGGGCUCCCUCUUCACUACGACAGAGUGACAGACAGAUGGACAAAGGGAUGCUGCAUCACUAUGACAAGGCCACGCAGACAUACUGGAGACCCCCGAACCAUGCUCCUCAAAUACUACAGCCUUUCAACCCCUGCCUCAACGUGCACCUCCACCAGGGAAGACCAAUAAAAACUCCCCCCACCGAGGGCCGCAGUGACCUCACAAGGAGAUCAGAGGAAGCAACCAAUAUUGAUGCUGACCGUCCUCUUGAAGACCUUAUGGCAGAUGUGUCUGGGCCAGCAGACCCAGACGAGCUGAGUCAUCUCCUCAGUACCCACCUGCGCCGCUCAGGCUCUGUGGCUCCACAGGGGGUAACUGCCAAAGACAGUCCUGCAUCAGCAACUCAGUCUGCAGCACAGCGUGAGUGGAGAGCCCCCACUGUGAUACUGCAGAACUCUGUCACUACUGGAUCUGCUGGUUCGACUUGCCCUAGCAUGCUGCGGCCACCUCGCCUUCACAAGCGUGUGUCUCUCCCUGCAGUCAAGCCAGGGGGGUCUGGUGGCUUUACCUCCCUGAAGCCAGGGUGUUCCUUAGGACCUCUGGCUAACCAGACCAAGCAGCUUCCCCCUCCGUCUAGAGGCCUUCCCUGCUUUAACGCUGGACCCCAGGUGCAGACUCGAAGUCUAAGUUGCACUUCACUGUUUCAACCUCGCAGAGCACCAGAGCCUUCCAGGGAUCCACAGUACAACAUCUCCAGCCAGGAGCAGCCUGACCAGGCGGCACUCACAGACCCUGGGUCAUCCAAGUUCCUGAACCAUUUGAGUCGCUCAUGCCUCCUCAAGCCAAAGAUUCCCUGAGGAGCUUGAACCUACCCAUCAAACCUUAAAAUUGGAAUUACCGUGACAUCAAUACUCAUCCCCUUCUCUCCCCAGCCAUAAUAACAGUGUGGUUGUUUUACCUUUUGAGUGUCAAAGGAACAUACAUAGACUAUUCAGGGACUGCCUGUGUUUUUGACACUGGUAUUGUGACUGUUGUAUUGUUUCUAACUUAGUGUCUAAAUGUCCAGCUUGACUGAUUGAUUGAAGUAUAGUAGCAGAAGCUUACGUUCACAACAAUCCAUAGUAGCUUAUGACAGAAUUUAUAUUUAGGGGAAUUCAUGGAAGAAGUAAUUUACAAAUGUCCAGUUUACUAGCUCUGCAUGUGCACACGAACGCUGCUGAUGCAAAAAACAAAGCAUGUUACCAUUCAGAGAAGUCAGCUUUUUGUGUUCUUUUGUAAUAUCCGCUGGCUAUUAUCACAUUUUAAAGUCUAAGUUCACUUGUCCUGCCACAGCUGUGCCCUCUGACACACGGGUGCAUUUUGUUUUAAACAUGGAGGUGACGUGAACGUGACCUUUACAGUGUAAUAGAAGGCCCAGGGGAAGAUGGAGGCAAAAACCAAGAACAGUAGAAGUGGAAUGGGGGCUACACACUAAAAAAGCAAGUGCUCUGUAGCUGUCAAGUCCAGAAUAAAAGUGUGUGUGUGUGUGUGUGUGUGUGUGUGUGUGUGUGUGUGUGUGUGUGUGUGUGUUGUGUGUGAGAUGAGAGACAGCACAAAGAGGAAAGCAGCUCCACACUGUAGGUGCAUACAUGUUUCUAAUUUGCUAUGCUUACAUCUGAGUGAACCUUUGAACUCUGGACAUAUUAGCAAAAGGGGUCGCAGACCUUCUGUGUUAAUGCAACUCAGGUGGAGACAUAGGCUAAUAAAACUAAAAAAAUGCAACGCCGGCGGUGAAGAUAUAAGUAGGAUAAACAGUAUGCAAGUGAAGAAUUAGCUUUCAUUAUGUAGGAUUAAAGAGCAGUGUAAUAAAGCACUCACACAUUCACAAAUGUGCCCAGGUACAAUGUAGGCUCGCUUAUAUCCGCAUGCACACACAAAGUAUUCUGACACUCUGAAAAGUGUCAGUUAUUUGUGCAUUUUUUAAGAUAGAAAACAGUGAAGAGUAACAGGAAGUGUGAUGAGAGAGGGGAGACAGCAUGUGACAAAACUAAUUUAAUAUCUUGCAGUCUUAUAAUUCUUAAGACAAACAUAACACGGUUUCCAGACUGCAGUAAAUAAUUGUUGCAAACAUGUUGGGAACUUCUUAAGUGACAAAAAAGAUAAAUCCAAAUGAGCAAUUUGCAUCAUUUGAAGUCAUCACAAUGUGAUGUAAGAAAAUUUAACAAGUCAAACUCACUCUCAUAAUUGAGUACACUGGGGAGUCAAUUAAAUAUCUUGUUAAGAGGGACAUUUUUACAUUGCACAUUGACUUCCUUGAACUAUAUCUUCCUCAAAGACCCACACAUGGAAACAGCUAACAGGCAUUCAUUAGACGUGUGAAGCUGCUGUCUGGUGUGUAUAAUAUGUGUGCGUAGUAGCUCUUGUAGUUUUCCCCCGUCUCCCUCUCCUUCUCGCUCUCCUGCACAUCUCUUUGGGAACAUCAAAGGUAUUAGUGCGGUAUUUUUCAGGUAGGGUAGCCUUCGGGGCUUUAGUGAUGUUUCUGUGGGAGUUUUGGAGAAUUGUGUUUAUCUCUCCUUUGCGCAGCCCUUUUGCAGUCAAAUGCUCCCGAAAUGUCCACGAACAGAGAGCAGCAGUGUGUUAAAAAGGCCUUCUGACAGCGACUCUGCUCUCUUCUCUGUCACGCCGCGUGACCACUUGGUGUACGCCUCUGGCUCUGUCCGGUCUACUGCGUCCAAUAAUGCACCCUACAUAGACAGAGAGAGAGAGACACACACACACACAAACACACACACAUCUCACAUAUACACAUCCGGACACACAAGUUACAUAGACGCACAGGAACUCAAACUCAAAGAGACACGAAACUCUGAGGCAACACACAUCAGUUCACACUUCCCAGUAGCCACACAAGUGCACCUACAUACACACACACACUUUGAAUUCUAUAACAAAGUGCACAGAAUUCAAAGUGAGUUUGUGUUGUUUUGGUAGUUCAUACGAAGUGGGCGCUUCCGAGUGCACAUUAAUCCAUCUCGCUGUAGCCAGAAAAAGAUGGCCGCUUCUACCCUGGAAAUGUGUAGAAGCUGGAAAUAUGGAUCCAUGUGGCUGAUAGAACGUGUUUACCUGUUGGACGGUUCAGCAUUGUGCCAAACCAUCCAAGCAGUCAACGCCGCUUUGUGAUGCCAAGAAAAACCCAUUUGUUUUAAUGAAAACGGAAACGGAGACAGAGGGAUGCUUACAGAGGACGAGGUAGAUGCAUAGUGAGAGACAAUAAGACGGAGCAGGAGGAGAGUGCAAAGAAUAUGAGAUGUAGAGAUGAAAUGGUGAAGGCAACUAUGAUCAGGAUAAGCUGUCGCUGGCAGACUUCUCUGCUUGUGAAUGUUUGUCUAUAAAAUGUCGCAAAGGUGUGUAUAAGAGAGGAAAGGGAGACAGAAUACAUAGUAUGUUUGUUUGCGUGGACUGUGGUCCAGAGAAAAGCCCAAUCCCCAGCUGUGUCACUCACUGCUUAGUAAUGCCAAACAGGAAAUCAAUGUUGCCCACUGUCUGUUUGUGUGUCUGUGUGUAUAUGUGCGUCUCCAGAUACCUCUGGCUGCAAGUGUUUCUCUCUUGGAAGUGUGAGAGAGAGAGAGAGAGAGAGAGAGAGAGAGAGAGAGAGAGAGAGAGAGAGAGAGAUGUGUCUGCCCACAGGCCAAAGGCAAACCCAUGCCAGGGAAAGCAGGGCAGUGCCAUCCUUCUCUCCUUGUGCUGUAUUCCCUAUCUCCAAAUCAAUGUCCCUGCUCAGUUUAGCAGUCAAGCCAAUCAUUCUUGCUAGCUAUGCUAUAAGAAUACCACAAUUGGGCUGAAAACUCUUGGCAGAAACUUGGAUCAAUUCUAAUGCAGACUCUUGAUUCACUUUAUUUUGCGAUGGGACUCACAAAUGAUUAAGCUGCAAUGCACAACAGGAAAAAAGUUACCAAAGGAGCUACUACUACUCUGAAUGGCACAUGACUGUAUUUCAACACUUAAUACACAUCAGUCUAUUUGUGAAGAUGUUUUCUUGCAAUACAAUGAAGAUGCACAUCAACUUGACUUUUAACCAGGUAAUCCACUGAUAUCUAAAACAUAGUUACUGUGCAAAACAACAACAAAAAAGACAGUGACAGUUUCAAGUUUUCGGUUUUACUUUAAAGCUGUUAGAAUCUAUAUGUUUAUAUUAACAAUGGAUGAAAUUACUGUAUUUGUAAAAGUAGUUGCUUGUGACAAACCUGCAGAUAACUGUCACCUGACUCUGUAGCAGUCAAGUCAAAUCCAAAGCUUGAAGCUGUAAAUAUGUCUCUGCCUAUUUGUGGAGUAACUCUUAUACUUGAUUUGUUUACUACAUUUGUUGUCCAAGCAGCAACAUACAUGGUACAGUCCACUGAUGUUUUUUUUGUCUUGUUUGUUUUUUACAGCAGUUUCAAAUCCACCACUCAAGUGUUACAGUUGUCAUUUUCAUCAAAGCUGAAUUUCAACCUAGUAGUUUAAAGUGUUACCAGAUAAAGCACCGUCACUGUUCAUAUUUUCUCCCCAUAAUAUGCAAGGUCACUGUAUUUAUCACUACAUAAUCUCCAGUAUCAGCUGCUUCCAGUUGUUAAGCACGGUCUCCAGUAUACCGUGCAAUAUAGUUUCAAGCGAAAAGAUGAAGGAAUGCUACAUUAUAAUUUUAGCAACCUUUUAUGCAAAUCAAAAAGAUCAGAUUAAGCAUUUUUAAAAUUCUAAUCUGAAGCACUUUAAAUGAUGUUACUUGUUGAUGCUGAAAGAACAUUUGAUUCUACAGUAUCAGUAUUGAUUUCGCAUAUUCUUUCUUCAUUCCCAGAGUGUCUGUUUGCAAAAUGAUGCAAGAUGAAAGAGAAACUUCAUUCUCAGUUUGUUUUCCUUAUUUUCACUGUCUACUGGUUGUAUUUCUGUGGAAAUAAAGUAUGAUUGUGAAACAAG